AUCUCCCCUCUCCUCUCACCCACCCAAGAGGUCAUCUCCUCUGCCCUCCCGCACCUUAUCUUACUCGUUUAAAUACCUGGACUUCUUGGGGAGAGAAACGGAGGAGGUAGAGUUAGGAGGGGGGAGAGAGAAACAAUAUGGCACUGUUGCAGCAGCAGAGCCUGCCCGGCAUUGGCUGCAGCAGCAUCUUGGCACGAGCAAAGGUGCAGCGUCUGGCAGCGGCGUCGCAGGCGCCUCGUCUACCUCUCCUCCUGCGAGUCAAUGGCGGCAAGAAGGCUCAUUCCCCUAUCCUUAAGACUGGUAAUGCGAUAAGCUUGAGCCAAACGAGAGGAAGGGACCUGUGCGUCGUCGCUGAAGCGAGCGCGGCGGCCAACGUCACACCGGCGUCGCCUCGCAGCGUCAGCAUCAGCGAUGUUGUCUGGCCUUCCGCUGGUGCAUUCCUGGCAAUGGCAAUACUGGGAAGACUCGAUCAGAUGCUGGCGUUCAAGGGAGUAACAUUGACGAUUGCGCCCCUUGGAGCAGUCUGCUGCGUGCUUUUCAGCGCUCCAGACUCGCCCGCAGCCAAGAAAUAUAAUAUGUUCAUUGCCCAGAUUGGUUGUGCGGCAUUUGGUGUAUUAGCCCUUUCAUUGUUUGGGCCCGGCUGGUUAGCAAGAGGUGCAGCUCUUUCUGCAUGCAUAGCAUUCAUGACCAUAACAGGUGCCUCACACCCUCCAGCUGCAAGCUUGCCCCUCUUGUUUAUUGACGGCCCAAAGUUUCACAAUUUGCAAUUUUGGUACGCACUUUUCCCUGGAGCUGCAGGUUGCGUCAUUCUUUGCUUGAUUCAAGAGGUGGUGGUUUACCUGAAGAAGAACUUCAAGUUUUAAUACUAGCAAUGUAACUUCAUGGCUUAUUGUAGCAGGGAUCUGAUUAAUUAUUCAAACCUGUACCAUAAAAUACUGGACCUGCAUUGCAAAAAGUUAAAAACAUAUAGAUUUAGUCUC
Messenger RNA from Phragmites australis (common reed), 980 nucleotides. RefSeq lists its product as uncharacterized. The coding region runs from base 138 to 863 and encodes 241 amino acids. The transcript is spliced from 5 exons. The record is from RefSeq and is a predicted model, not a curated record. Lineage: Eukaryota; Viridiplantae; Streptophyta; Magnoliopsida; Poales; Poaceae.